CUGAGCCGGAGAACACGCUCAUUGGACAGUGUCCGCGGUGGGGCGGGACAAACGCCAGAGCGGAAGUGAGCCGUCGCGUCGCUGAUUACGUAAGGCCGGGGCGGCCGAGGAGGUUCCGCUGGCCUGUGUGUACGCGGCGACCCAGUCCCGCCGCGGCCUGCUCGGCUCCGAUCGCGCCUGCAACCCCGGCCCCGACGCCAUCUGCGGCCCGGCCGCCGCGUGGACAUGGACUCCGCCGGCCAAGAUAUCAAUCUGAAUUCUCCUAACAAGGGUUUGCUGUCUGACUCCAUGACGGACGUCCCUGUCGACACGGGUGUGGCUGCCCGGGCUCCUGCUGUAGAGGGUCUGACGGAGGCUGAAGAGGAGGAGCUCAGGGCUGAGCUUGCCAAGGUGGAAGAGGAAAUCGUCACUCUGCGCCAGGUCCUGGCAGCCAAGGAGAGGCACUGUGGGGAGCUGAAAAGGAAGCUGGGCCUCUCUGCCUUGGAGGGGCUGAAGCAGAACCUGUCCCGGAGCUGGCACGAUGUGCAGGUCUCUAACGCCUACGUGAAAACUUCUGAGAAACUUGGAGAGUGGAAUGAAAAAGUGACGCAGUCAGACCUCUACAAGAAGACUCAGGAAACUCUCUCCCAGGCAGGACAGAAGACGUCGGUGGCCCUCUCUACCGUGGGCUCCGCGAUUAGCCGGAAGCUUGGAGACAUGAGGGCUCACCCGCUCUCGUGCUCCUUUAGCAGCUACUCCAUCCGCCACUCCAUAAGCAUGCCAGCCAUGAGGAACUCUGCCACCUUCAAGUCUUUUGAGGAUCGCGUUGGGACCAUAAAGUCUAAAGUUGUAGGAGGCGGAGAGAGUAGCGGUGGCAGCCUUCCUUCUCCGACAGGAAGUGGCGAUCAGCCCCUGCCAGAUCAUGCUCCUUUCUAAGCCCCGUCGUAGCUCUGCCCUGCCAUGGACCCAGUGCAAGAACCCUCUUGACUCAUCCCAGUCACGACCGCACGACAGAAACCAAUGGCCAAGUCCUGGGCGGGCAGCCGUGCCCAUCGUCGCGUGGACGUGGCUGCCGCACUCGGCGUGGGCGAGAGAACCCAGUCUGCACGCAGAUGUUUCACACUAAAGUACCAUAGAUCGCUGUACCAUCCUUCCUGGGGGUGCGGGAAGAGGACAGGACGGUGGGUCCUGGGGUCUCCAGCCAAAGCCCGAGCUCCCUUUUGGAAUCUUGUUGGCUGGUCAGAAUGCUGAAGGCCUGGGAAGAGCUGAAGCAUGAAAUAAGUGGUGUUUCUAGCCACCUCCUUCCCAAGCCACAGAAGAAUCCAGUAGCCUAGGAAGCUGUGCCUGACCUCGGUUUGUAUUUCAAAAUGCUGAGCAAGGAAACUGUCCAUUUUCUCCGAGAUUUCCCCAGAAAGGAAAUGAAUUAUUAGUAGCUGCCUAAUUGUUACACUAAUGAUCUAGCUUUAACAAAGUAAAUCCUUUAUUUUUUAAACACAGUGGACUUUUCAAAAAUUAAAACUAAGCCAAGCAGCUUUAGCCUCAUAGUUAGAGAAUAUUAUUUCUUUGGACUCAAGCUGAAACAUGCCUUAUAUCGCCUUAUGCUUUGUUUAUAUCUUUUUAUAUAUAGAAAUGAGGGUUCUUUGGUGGGUCUGAGCACUGUUUGGAAUUUUGCGUCCAUUCUGCAGGACAGUGUGUCUGCACCAGUUGGUGGGCUCGUUUCCCUUACUCACUCUGUCCGGUCUAAGACCUUGCUUCUCUCUCCCCUAAACGACUGUGGCAGUUCCCGCUGGCCCCCUCCAGCCAAAGGGCUCCCGGGCCUUGGGGAGGGGGGCACAAGAACAAGAAGCCCCCGCCUCCAGCCCCCAUGCAGGAGACUCGCCCAUCCUUUGCUGCCUGGUGGUCCCGAGUGGGCCUGGCCCCUGGUGUCCCAGGCUGCCCUUGCUUCCUGCAUGGACAGGUUGGGCCAGCAAAAGCCCCCUGCCCAGAAUCAGCUGGGGCUCUGCGUCACCUUUUCUCAGGAGCUGGAAAAUCCCUUUCCCUGCCUGAAACCACCACACCCUGGCAGCCUUUCCCAGCCAGGCCCCUGCGCGUGGGGAGGUGAAGUCUCGGGGCAGUUUGUGCCUUACCGGCUCUUAACGGGGGACUGAACCCCCAUCUGCUCGUGCAUAUCUGCAGGCUUCUUGGCGAGAACGGGGGUCACCUGCUGGUCCAGUAGAACCUCGAUGUGCUUUCUGCCCAGGUGAGCCAGUGCUGGCUCCUGAGUGUCUGUGUGUCACUUCAGACACCCCGUGGGGCUGCCCUCCCCAGGCGGCCUGGAUGCAGGUGUCGCGGGAAGACUGCUGCUCGGCCUCCUUUUUCCAGGGUUUUUAUUUUUGCUUAAGCUUGAUCAGGUGGGGGUGUGGUGAGAAGGCAGGUUGCAGGCGUGGUAGCUGAUGUAUCUUUUCUUUAAAGUGAAUAAUGGGUAAUUUGUCAAUAAAGCAUUCCUUUCGGGGAAAAAAGUCCA
This is a messenger RNA of Choloepus didactylus (southern two-toed sloth), 2482 nucleotides long. It is a transcript of the gene TPD52L2, whose product is annotated as TPD52 like 2. The transcript is spliced from 9 exons. Gene Ontology annotation, cellular component: cytoplasm. NCBI's taxonomy places the organism in Eukaryota, Metazoa, Chordata, Mammalia, Pilosa, Megalonychidae. The coding region runs from base 226 to 915 and encodes 229 amino acids. The record is from RefSeq and is a predicted model, not a curated record.